GACGACGCCCCUGCCGCGCCGCCCGGCGGAGCGUAGCGUAAUAAAUUUGAGUCUUGAACUUUUCCAACGUGUGUAUUUAUUGAAGCUAAUCCAAGCCGCGCCGGUUGGUAAUUUAGUGAAUCAUCCCUCAAAAAGUCGUGCAUUACUCGUCAAAAUGGCGAAAAGAGGACACAAACGUUCCAGCUCAGAAGUCAGUGACCACUUUCGUCUCAUAAAUGAGCAAGAAGUUGAGGAUAUCACGCUUGCAUUUUUCUACAAACCGCACACUUUGUUGCUGCUCUCCGUGGCUGUCAUCGGGACAUUUUACUUUGCAUUCACGGGCACUUAUGACGGAAUUGAGCAUAAUAUCUGGAGAGGUCUGAGUCACGCUUCAUUCUACUUCCUCAUUAUCAGUGUUCUAGCAUUCCCUAAUGGUCCUUUCACUCGGCCACAUCCUGCAAUAUGGAGAGUUUGUUUUGGUAUUACUGUCAUGUAUCUCCUAGUGCUCAUCUUCUUCCUCUUCCAAAGCUAUCAGGAUGUGAUGAAAAUCCUACGAUGGAUCUUCCCAGAUCUUGAGGAAUACGACCCAAUAGAAAAGGAAUAUGCAGCCAACUGUUCAGAUGUUUCAAUUGAGCGUGUAUGGGGUCACUUUGACUGGUAUUCCUUCAGUCAUUUUGGAGGCUGGGUCGUCAAGGCUCUUCUGAUGAGGAGCUAUGUUCUCUGCUGGAUUAUUAGUGUCACUUGGGAGAUCACAGAGCUCUCUUUCAUUCACAUCCAGCCCAACUUUGCGGAAUGUUGGUGGGACGCUAUCAUCUUGGACGUUCUAGUCUGUAAUGGUCUUGGCAUCUGGUUGGGGAUGAAGCUGUGUAGGAGACUGGAGAUGACAGAGUUCAGAUGGGAAAGCAUCAAAAACAUUCCAUCCACCUCGGGGAAGAUCAAGAGAGCUGUCCUUCAAUUCACACCUGCAAGUUGGACACCCAUUCGCUGGUUUGAACCCCACUCUUCUUUAAAACGAGUACUAUCUGUCUUCAUCAUUGUAUGUGUUGCACAGCUGGUCGAACUGAAUACAUUUUUCUUGAAGCACAUUUAUAAAUUUCCUGCUGACCAUUGGAUUGGCAUCAUCAGGAUAUUCGUUGUUAUCACAUCCACUGCUCCAACAAUAAGGCAAUAUUAUUCCUACGUCACUGAUCCCUACUGUAAACGAAUGGGCACACACUUGUGGGUGUUUCUGGCAUUCAGUUUAAUAGAGUUGAUGGCAUGCAUCAAGCACGGGCAAGAGAUGUUCUCUAAAACUCUCAUUCAAAACAUCCUGAUGUGGUUAACUAUUCAGCUUACGUUCGUCUUCAUUUGCUUAAUGGCUUUCUGGUGGUACUAUCAAAUACACAAGCCAGUGGAGUCACCGAAACCCUUAGCUCUACGUCGUCUCAGCCAGCAGUCCUCAUCUGCACCGCCUACCCCUAGCAAAGUCACCAAUGGUUACCAUGGUGAUAGCCCCACCCAUCAAUACAUGACGAGGAGGCGUGUCCAGAGUGUGGAGAAGCUGGGGUCAUGAUUGGUCACUCGAGGGCCGUUGGAGAUGACCCCUUUAUAGAUUCCAUUACCAUCGUGUAUGUUUGCAAUAUGAGGACUUUUAAAAGAGAAGUUGUGGAUUUGAAUUCCAUCCGUUUUAUGGGCAGCCGAUCGCAUAAAAAAGAAAUGAAUUGCUGUACAGUACAGUACAGUCAAGUAAGUGCAGUCAAACCUGUCUAUAGCAACUGCCCAAGGGAAACACCAAAAGUGAUCUUCGUAGACAGGUGAUCUUUGUAGACAGGUUCCUUAAUACAUGUUUCAACAAGAAACCAUUUUCAAGGAAAACAAAUAAUGCUGUCUUGGAAGACAGGUGGUCUUUCUAGACAGAUAGUCACCAAAGCAGGUUAGACUGUAUGACUUGAAUACAGUCAAACCUGUCUAUCAAUGCCACCACAGGGAAGCACAAAAAGUGGUCAUUGUACACAGGUGGCCAUUCUAGACUUGUUCUUUAACACACCUUUCCUUCUUCAAGGAGACAAUAUGGGUGACCAUUAUGGACAGGUAGGUGGUCUUAAUAGAGAGUAGGGGUUACCAUUGAAAAUGAAAUGAUAUAACACCUGCCUUAAGUGUGAUGUGGGCGUAAAGAUUUCCAAGACAACAAAAAAACACUGACAAUUUUUUGUUCAUUGUGCAUCCACAAGACCAUUUUCGUAGUGUAAUCAAAUUUAAUGCACAAAUCUUUUUUAAGU
Molecule: messenger RNA, 2237 nt
Organism: Strongylocentrotus purpuratus (purple sea urchin)
Lineage: Eukaryota; Metazoa; Echinodermata; Echinoidea; Camarodonta; Strongylocentrotidae
Gene: ptdss1
Product: phosphatidylserine synthase 1
Exons: 13
Coding region: 155-1531 (458 amino acids)
Biological process (GO): phosphatidylserine biosynthetic process
Molecular function (GO): L-serine-phosphatidylethanolamine phosphatidyltransferase activity
Source: RefSeq, a predicted model, not a curated record